GCGCGAAUCUCUUGAAAAAAUACCCGCCAGCGGUAGCGCUCGAGCACAGAGCGGCGGGAGGCGCGGGACAUCAAAGCCAAACUGGUUACAAAGUAACAGUCGCGGCUCGUCAUCAAAGUCGCUGCGGGAAGCAAUAGAACGCGGAGCGUGCAGCCAGCGGGCCUUUCCCGCGAGUCCGCGUGCUUGCUGAACUAAAACCAAAGACAAACGCGGGGAAAAGAGGAACUGACGCGCGCUCUCGGUCAUCACGUUCAGUUUCUGCGGCUGUUGCAUUCUCGUGCUGCCAUGCACAUAUAUGCCGCAUAGAAAGAGUCCAGACGCGGAUUACACCCUACAGGCUGCGAACAGUUGCUCCAGAACAGGAACGAGAGUUUGACAUCCUGUGUGUUUUCAACGACAUGGGAAAAAGACCCUCAUCUGUCCAGUAAGAAGAAUGUUUCCGUUGCACAGAGAGAGGGAACAGCCCAUCUUCAGCACUCGAGCUCAUGUGUUCCAGAUCGAUCCCGCCACCAAACGCAACUGGAUCCCGGCCAGCAAGCAUGCGGUCACCGUCUCCUUCUUCUACGACGCUAACAGACACGCCUACCGCAUCAUCAGUGUGGGCGGGACCAAGGCGAUCAUCAACAGCACGAUCAGCCACAACAUGACGUUCACCAAGACGUCUCAGAAGUUCGGUCAGUGGGCGGACAGUAGAGCAAACACCGUGUACGGCCUCGGGUUCGCCACAGAGCAGCAGCUGCACCAGUUUGCCGAGCGUUUUAAAGAGGUGAGGGAAGCUGCACGUCUGGCCAGAGAGAAAUCACAGGACAAGAUGGAGCUGAACACCACAGCUCUCAGCAUCGCCGCGCCUCAGUUCUCUCAGGACUUGUGUGACGAGCUGCAGUCUCCUCCAGCGAUGUGUGUGAACGGACCGGAGGACAAGCUCUUCCGGAGCCAGAGCGCUGACAUUACUCUGUCCUCGGAGAAGGAGCGCAUCAAGAAGAUGCUCUCAGAGGGCUCGAUCUGUGAGAUGAAUCUGGAGUCCGAGCUCUUCACCUUACAGGACAGUAAUGCUAAACUGGUGGCCGCGCUGCAUGAGGCUAAUGCUAACGUGGAGCAGUGGAAGAAACAGCUGGCGGCGUAUCAGGAGGAGACGGAGAGAUUACGAGAUCAGGUGGCGGAUCUGGAGGUUCAUGGCAGUCAGGGACCCAGCGACAUGCUGAAAGAUGAGCUCACCCAAUCCCUGGAGGAGCUGGAGAACCUGCUGAAGGCAAAGGACGAGGAGAUCCGUAUUCUCCAGAGUAAGAAGUCCAACUUCCACGAGCUGGAGCAGGAGAGAGAAGAAGCCAUUCACAGACUACAGGUGGUGGAGGACAUCACAACAGAGCUGGAGAUGCGUAACGUGGAUCUGGAGCGGCGCGUGCAGAACGCCGAACAGAACCUGGCGUCUGCGCUGGAGGACCGAGAGCGCGCUGAGAACGAGGUGCAGAGGGUCGUCCAGAUCCUCGACGUCAAGAUCUUCGACCUCAACGACCUUCGGCAGAGUCUGGUCAAGCUGAUCAGUAAAUAGAUGCUCGCUCUCCCUGCUCUUUCCUUUCGUCUUGGGUUUGCACUGAAAGCUCUUUCUGUUCCAGUCUAGCAGUGACUUCAGCGGUGUUACGAUGGUAGAACGAGAACGGUGUUGUUACAGUAGGGUGAAGCUUGAGGGGAGGUGUAUUUUUGAUACACUCUCUGUCAGAAACACUAGUGCUGUGUGACGGCUUUACAGAAUCUCAAGGUUUUUUUUUUUUUUGGUUUUUUUAAACCAUGCAUCGUGAACAAUAGGGCUUGGAAAAAUCGAUUCACAAAUGCAUCACAAUUCUUUCUCAAAUUAUUCUGGAUUGAUUUAUUAAACAGUAUUUACUGAAAUUUUAUUUAUUUAAUUUUAAUUAUUUUAAUUUGGUUGUAUUUUUUCACAUCUGCGUUUAAUUACUUUAA
Carassius auratus (goldfish) is the source of this 1956-nucleotide messenger RNA. Its product is annotated as homer protein homolog 3-like. The record is from RefSeq and is a predicted model, not a curated record. Bases 434 to 1549 code for a protein of 371 amino acids. Gene Ontology annotation, molecular function: G protein-coupled glutamate receptor binding. Gene Ontology annotation, biological process: G protein-coupled glutamate receptor signaling pathway. The transcript is spliced from 11 exons. Lineage: Eukaryota; Metazoa; Chordata; Actinopteri; Cypriniformes; Cyprinidae.